AUGCUGCAGCUCAAAGUCCAGUUCCUGGAUGACUCCCAGAAGAUCUUCGUCGUCGAUCAAAAGUCCUGCGGCAAAGGGCUCUUCAACCUGACCUGCAGCCACCUCAACCUUGCGGAGAAGGAAUAUUUCGGGCUGGAGUUUCGGAGCCAGGUCGGGCACCAUGUCUGGUUGGAACCACUAAAACCAAUAACAAAACAACAGGUAAAUCCUAAGGAGGUUCUUUUCAAAUUUAUGGUGAAAUUUUUCCCAGUGGACCCUGGACAUCUGCGAGAAGAGCUGACCAGGUACCUCUUCGCCCUGCAGCUCAAGAAGGACCUGGCUUGCGGGCGGCUGCCCUGCAGCGACAAGAGCGCCGCGCUGCUGGUCUCCCACCUGCUGCAGGCCGAGCUGGGGGACUUCCACGAAGAGAGGGACCAGAGGCACCUGGCCGGCCACAAGUACCUGCCCAACCAGGACUACCUGGACCACAGGAUCAUGCACUACCACCGGCGUGGCCCCGCGGGAGCCCUGACCAUCCUGCACCACGGGAAGACGCCGGCCGAGUCGGACGCGCAGCUGCUGGACGUGGCGCGGAAGCUGGACAUGUACGGGAUCCGCCCGCACCCCGCCAGCGACGGCGAGGGCACGCACAUCAACCUGGCCGUGACGCACAUGGGGGUGCUGGUGCUGCGGGGCAACACGAAGAUCAACACGUUCAACUGGGCCAAAAUCCGAAAACUCAGCUUCAAGAGGAAGCAUUUCCUCAUCAAGCUCCACGCCAACAUCGCCGCGCUGUGCAAGGACACGCUGGAGUUCGCCAUGGCCAGCCGGGACGCCUGCAAGGCCUUCUGGAAGACGUGCGUGGAGUAUCAUGCCUUCUUCAGGCUCUCCGAGGAGCCCAAGUCCAAGCCCAAGGCCCUGCUGUGCAGCAAGGGCUCCAGUUUCCGAUACAGCGGGAGGACGCAGAGGCAGCUGCUGGAGCACGGGCGGAAGGGGCAGCUGCGGAGCCUGCCCUUCGAGAGGAAACGCCGCGCGUCCCGCUACGACGAGCGCCAGUGCCGCUCCUCGCCGGACCUGCUGACCGACGUGUCCAAGCAGCUACGUGCCAGCAAUGGAAUAGUGCUGAUCGAGUUACACAGCUCAUCAAUAACUAACACACGGGGGCUGGGGCAGGAGGGCUGGAGAGCCAGCUCCUCUCUGGAAACCAGGAAUAUGGAUAUCCGUUCUUAG
Molecule: messenger RNA, 1209 nt
Organism: Tinamus guttatus (white-throated tinamou)
Lineage: Eukaryota; Metazoa; Chordata; Aves; Tinamiformes; Tinamidae
Source: RefSeq, a predicted model, not a curated record